Molecule: messenger RNA, 2448 nt
Organism: Zerene cesonia (dogface butterfly)
Lineage: Eukaryota; Metazoa; Arthropoda; Insecta; Lepidoptera; Pieridae
Exons: 6
Coding region: 284-1789 (501 amino acids)
Source: RefSeq, a predicted model, not a curated record
CAGAAAAAGUAACCAGUAUAAUAGGCCUUAGAAGAACGGUUUCACAAUAUACUAAAUUGACGUCGGACUGAAGUAGGCAGCGGCAGCAGUUCAUAUCGGAACAAACCCUACAUAAAAUCUCGAAACGUCAAACCUAAGCCGGCAAUGGACAAAAUUUAAAUGUUAGCAAUGUAAACUUUAUAGCACUAGAGUAAGGAUCAAAUCACUUGCUUUGUAGUUGUUCGUAUACUUUAGUGCAAUUUUUAUAAAGUAUAUUAUAGCCUGAGUAAACUAUUACAAGAAAAUGUCGACCAAAAAGAGAAGUUUGGAUCUGUUCUUGGCUGAAAUUUUUAAAGAAUUUAUUGCUCUGAAGGUUAAUGAUCUGAAAAAAGCACAGGAAGUUUUUAAAAGUGUGUUUGAACAAGUAAAACAGAAGAUGGGAGAGCAGUGCAAUUAUUUCAAUAAAUAUGCAACACAAGUACUUUAUGCUGGAAGUGUUUAUGAUGGUAUUAAGGUUUCUAAGUUAGAUGAGUUUGACAUGGACAUUGUGAUACGGCUGCCAAUUAAUUAUGAUGAUGGUGAAGACGGUAUUAUUAUAGAAAAUGAUCAGCCUGGAUUUGUAAAAUUGAAAAUUUGCAAAGCAUUUGAUAAUCUAGAUAAACAAAAAGAAUGGGAUACUUGCCAUAAAGUGACGCGCGAAUGGAGAGACGAAAACAAAUACUUUCUCCAGAACAAAUUUCGUCAAUGGAUGCACAGCAUCGUACAGAAAGCUCUACAAACUAUGAACGGGGAGGUAACAGUCAACAAUGUUAAAUACUUGAUGACGUACAGGGCUUCAGGGCCUGCAUAUACACUGAAUGUUAAGAAUUCGGAGGGCGAAGAAGAAUUCAAAUUGGAUGUUGAUUUGGUGCCAGUUAUAAGAUUUAUGUUGCCGAGAUGGCCUAAGGGUUACAGACAAAUUAACGGAAGUCAAAUAAAAGAGUGGCUGGUAGUGCCCAAGCCGAACAAGGCCAUUGAAGAUGAAAAAGUGAAGAAUCGAUGUUGGCGUCUCUCUUUCCAAGACUACGAACGGGAAAUGAUGAAAGAUUUAAAGCAAUUGAAACUGACGAUAAGACUGGUGAAGAAACUACGCGACGCCUGCGGAAUGAAAGCCAUCGCGAGUUAUUAUAUCAAGACCUUGUUCCUUUGGAAAAUCCAAAAGGUAAAUGACAAAACAUACUGGCAGAGUAGAAUCAGUGUUAUUUUCAGGGACAUGAUUGAAGAUUUUUACAUUGCGCUCACAAACAAAAGCAUUCCGUAUUUCUGGAACAAAAACAAUAAUCUGAUCGAAGGUCUCAAGCCGACGCUCCAAAAGCUAUACGCUGACCAAUUAAAGGAUGUUCUCAAUGGCAUCGACGCUAAUGACGUCGAGAAAGUGUCCUACAGUCUCCUCACACCAGAUGAAAUUAAAGUCUUCAAGAGCUCCGACUUUUACAUUAAAUAUUUGGGAAAUUCGGAAAUAUCAAAAAAUCAUUCGUUAAACUCCACUCCUUUUUUAGACAGUCAAAUGUCAAGGGACAGCAGCCAAGGAGUAAAUUGUAACGAAGCUAACACUUUGCAGCUCGUAAAGCAACUGAUGGGCAAAGUUGAUUUAUUAACGGAUUUGGUGAUGGAACAGAAUGAAAGAAUAAAAAUUUUAGAAGCAAAAAGUUUAAACGAGAAAACGAAAGCUUCAGAUAAGGACAAGAAUUCGAUGGAAAUUUAUGAAAACGCAACCGAAAAUGGUUUAUCAGAAAAUUCCGAUUAUGUUGACGAUUUACUGACCUUUUAGCACGAGGUGAUAAGAUAAAAAUAUAAAAUAUACUGAAUAUAUAAGAUACGGUAACUUUAGCCCACAAUUCAUGGUUUAAUUGCCAUCAAAAACGAAUAAUGCUUCAAAUCCAUUGUAUAAUUUAGUGUUUUUACCGUAAUGUGUUUUUUCUUUUGUAUAAACUUGAUGUAUCUUUUAUACUACGCGAAUAAAAAAAGCAAACACGUACCCAACGAAGUUUUUACUUCACACAGUAUAUUACUUACAGUACAGUAAUUUAUUAUUUGUUUGAAUUUAAAUUAAGGUGUAAAAUCCAUAUUAUAAAAAAUUAACAAAUCACUUAUUUUAAUAAUAAACGAUUUUUUUAGAUUUUACAAUACUUUCUUCUUUCUAUACUAAUAUUCUAGCUUCCUGAAACCUACUAGAUAAAAAAUUUCAAUCCAUCAUUGGUAUGAGAAUGUGUUCCUAUUGUUCAUUCGUAAAUUAUCAAUUUAUUUAUAUUGCUAUAUGUUAUGUCAAUGUCAUCAAAUGAAAAAUUGUUUAUUUUUUAACAUAUAAAAAAGAUUGUUAAUCUAAUAUAUUACUGUCUAGUUUAAGCUAUAUUAUGCAUAUAUAAUCAUCACAUUGUAUUUUAACACAUAUAUUUUUUUAAUUUUAUACAAUUGGGUACUAUAUUAAAU